Molecule: messenger RNA, 516 nt
Organism: Conger conger (European conger)
Lineage: Eukaryota; Metazoa; Chordata; Actinopteri; Anguilliformes; Congridae
Gene: il17a/f2
Product: interleukin 17a/f2
Exons: 4
Coding region: 1-516 (171 amino acids)
Cellular component (GO): extracellular region
Molecular function (GO): cytokine activity
Source: RefSeq, a predicted model, not a curated record
AUGGAAGCUUCUAUGCUAGGACGGAUGAUGGGAGCAGCUGCUGAAAAUGCAGGAGACACAUCAAGCUAUCUGCAGCCUGCAGGAACACCAGACUAUGCUCGCUAUGCUAGUGGAAGAGUGGGUGUUGUUGCUUUCAACGGCACUGGGCUGCAAGGCGCACCUUUCCGCCUGGAAUAUACCGAUCUAAGCUUUAUUCAGUGGUACAGUACGGAGCUUCACUCUUUAUCCAAGGGGAACAGCAACAUCCACACCAGGUCCCUGUCUGCCUGGACAUGGAGGAUAAACUUUGAGGAGAACAGGAUUCCCAAGACCAUUUCUGAGGCAGUCUGCAGCUCCAACUACUGCAUAGAUCCCAAGAGCGGGCCUGGUUGGACCCAGCAUGAUGUCAAGCUGAACUCCGUGCCGAUAUCACAAAACCUUCUGGUACUGCACUUCGACAAGGCCCUGGACUGCUACCACGCCUCCUUCAUCCCUGUGACCUUGGGCUGCACCUGCGUCCGCGCCAGGGUGCCAUAA